ACAGGCAAUCUGUAUUGAUGAAGUCGGCUGUUGUCGAAGAUUUGGGCAGCGACAAAGUUGGCUACCGGCAACAUCACUAGCAAACUUCGAACUUUGGCGACGGAGAUGGAACCACAAGAUGGGAUGAGAGAAAAUUGAACUUGGGCACUUCCACAGAUGAAUGAGCUCUCUGUACCACACAUUUUUUUAGUAGCUACGAAACGAACUAUCUGGUCCCCCUCUCCUUAUCAGUAGGCAUUCACUAUUGAUAUCAAGUCCAGCCCUAAGUGUGCCGAAGGGCUAAACAUCUAUGAUAACCUGAAAUGCCGCUAGGAGAAAGAAAGUGCCCUAACUCAGAAAGGCACAGACCGCGCUGAGGAAAGAAUGGCACUUUACAAAUAGGGGGCAAUGACACCGACAAAGCUAGCCACUGGUGAAGUUUCGAGUACUAGCAAAGUUGGCCACCAGCAAUGUUACUGGCGAAGGAUGGGAGUGCAAACGAAAAAUCUUCGUCGCUCUUAAAUGGCCGUUACAUGAAGGUCGAGCUUUUGUACCGCACUCUCAGUGGUGGAAGGGUGUACUACGCUAUCGGGCCGUCUUCAGACGCAGUAUGUCUCAUGAACUGGGUGACGGGAGGAACAUUAGGCUAUGGACCGAUAUUUGGACCGGAGAAGCCCCCCUUUGCACCUUGUUCCCAAACUUGUCCGCCCACACCACGAACAAGAACGCCAGAGUCUCUCAUUGCUGGAGCGUUGGUGGAUGGAGAUGGCGCUUCAUUUAUAAAGGCUUCUCGGACUCAACCUCCAUAGAUAGCUGCAGACAAAUGGCUCAAUUCAAAGACUAUCUUUCACACAUCAGCCCACAAAACACACCUGACAAACUAAAAUGGAGGUGGACCACGGAUCAACAGUUUACUGUAAAAUCAGUCUACAACUUCGUCACCGACUCAGGACACAGAGACUCGACUAAUAUCCACAUCUGGUGGCUGAAAAUACCGGUCAAAAUUAAAAUCUUCAUCUGGUUGUUACUAUGUAAAAGAUUACCUACUGCCGACAGACUGCUGAUCCGUGGACUGACAGUGGACCGACAUUGUGUCUUCUACGCCUCUCCCACGGAAAACUGCGACCACCUUUUCUCGAACUGUGUCUUCAUCCGUUACCUCCUACUUACCUCAGCGGGCGAGGUCAUCCCGGCAGACACCACCGGGGACGUGUGUGAUCUAUAGACCAAAACCGCCAACAUUACCGACGCCGCUGUGAGAACUAAAGGCUUAACCUGCCUAGCAGGAACUUGGUGGAUCAUAUGGACGGAAAGAAAUCACAUCAUUUUUCGGGAAAAGUUACACAAUGUUAAUCAGUCUUCAAAAAGGCUAGAGCUUUUGUUACGCGACUGGUCCGAGCACCUUUGAUUCACCUCGGUUCUACGUUUCGAGCCACGUUUGCCUUUUUCCUACUCUCU
Messenger RNA from Ananas comosus (pineapple), 1437 nucleotides. RefSeq lists its product as uncharacterized. Lineage: Eukaryota; Viridiplantae; Streptophyta; Magnoliopsida; Poales; Bromeliaceae. The record is from RefSeq and is a predicted model, not a curated record. The transcript is spliced from 2 exons. Bases 450 to 788 code for a protein of 112 amino acids.